This is a messenger RNA of Oncorhynchus mykiss (rainbow trout), 1439 nucleotides long. RefSeq names its product receptor activity-modifying protein 1. Gene Ontology annotation, molecular function: coreceptor activity. NCBI's taxonomy places the organism in Eukaryota, Metazoa, Chordata, Actinopteri, Salmoniformes, Salmonidae. The record is from RefSeq and is a predicted model, not a curated record. Gene Ontology annotation, biological process: cellular response to hormone stimulus; receptor internalization; G protein-coupled receptor signaling pathway. Gene Ontology annotation, cellular component: signaling receptor complex; membrane; cell surface.
AUGGAAGUUAACCAACGAUUUACCACUGAUUUAUGGAUGGCUCCACGACUUGGGUGUCGCUCCUGUCCCCAGUUAAAAUAGCCAACUGGCGUGAACAAUGGCUUCGGUUGGAGCAUGCAUAUUCAUUUGAUGAAUCAGUUAUUGCAAAGGACAAUGAGACGGAAGAAUUAGCGCAUCAAUACACAGAAGAAGAGAACACGAGUGAGAAGUUAGGUUACUGCCGCGUCUCUUCGGUGCAGUCCAUAAUAAGAAGCUAUGGCACUAGACUGUACAUCGCUGACAAAACUAACCCUUGUUUUAUGUGUGGCGGCAGCCCGUGGCUUUCCCCCAGUGAGCGGCUGCAGCGAUGCCUACGGGAGGGCCAUUCCACCACUUAGCAGCUGCAGCGGUGCCUACGGGAGGGCCAUCGCUGACUUCUGUGUGACCAAGUUCACUCUGGACAUGAAGGCCCUGGACCAGAGCCUGUGGUGCAGCUGGUCCGACACUUUUCAGCCUUACGAGGAACUGACCAACUGCACCUAUUUUGUGGCACUCAAGAUGCACUGCUUCUGGCCCAACCAGCAGAUAGACGAACUCUUCAUACGCCUCCACAUGGACUACUUUCACGACUGCGCUCUGACCGGCAGGCUGCUUCGGGACCCUCCUAUACGUAUCUUGGGGCCUUUCAUUGGAGUGCCUGUGCUGGUCACUCUGCUCAUGACUGCCCUAGUGGUGUGGAGCGGUAAAUGCUGCCAGGGAAUCGUGUAACUGUCUCAUCCUGGGUGAAGGUGCCCCUGGGUACGGAAUACAGAUCUAGGAUCAGUUUGCCCUGCCAAAAUUCUAAACUGAAUCAUUAGCGGUGGAAACGCAAAACUGACUUCUAGGGAUCAACCUGACCUCUUGGAGAACGAACUCCAGCUUAUCUGAUAGGGGAGACAUGAUGGAGGGGACACUGAACUGGGGCAAACGACAAGCAGAGAUACCCAACAGCAUACUAAGACUGUAAUCUUUCUGUGAUGUUUGUUGUUUGAUGGACACUGGUGGUAUGAGUGAAGCCUACUACUGAAACAAAGCAAAGGCUAUUUAAGAUUGUACAAUGGCUCAUCGAUAACCCUAGAAAUUCCAAUUGAAAACACGCAUUGUAUUGUUGUAAACCACAAAGUGGCCAACCAAGAGAGGGCUAAUGUUGUGUAGGGCACGGAGGACAGAUAGUAAAUACCUCGUAUGUCAAAAUCAAUGCAACAACAUCUGUAAUGUAGCUUUGGGCACCAGCCAAGUCUUUAUAUGAACUGAAUAGAUGUAUAUAAAGGGCUUCACAGAAAAGGCUGUAUUUGAUCUAGACAGCCACGCCCAGUAGCCACGCCCAGUAGCCACGCCCAGUUGCCAUGACCAGUAGCCACGCCCAGUAGCCAUGCCCAGUAGCCACGCCCAGUAGCCACGCCCAGUUGCCACGCCCAGUA